This is a messenger RNA of Homalodisca vitripennis (glassy-winged sharpshooter), 645 nucleotides long. It is a transcript of the gene mRpS6, whose product is annotated as probable 28S ribosomal protein S6, mitochondrial. The transcript has 4 exons. Gene Ontology annotation, molecular function: structural constituent of ribosome; small ribosomal subunit rRNA binding. NCBI's taxonomy places the organism in Eukaryota, Metazoa, Arthropoda, Insecta, Hemiptera, Cicadellidae. The record is from RefSeq and is a predicted model, not a curated record. Gene Ontology annotation, biological process: translation. Gene Ontology annotation, cellular component: mitochondrial small ribosomal subunit; ribosome. The coding region runs from base 133 to 582 and encodes 149 amino acids.
UGUAAAUUUCAAAUAAAAAAAACUGUUUUGCUGUUGUAGAGUGUUGGAAAUUUUAUUGUAUUUCUAUUGUGUAUAUUGAAGAUAAGAAAAGUUUGUACGAUUUUUAAAUUAGAGAGGUGUUUGGAAUAUAACAUGCCUAGUUAUGAAUUGUCUUUUUUGACAAAAGUCUUACCAAAGGUAGACACAUCCACAAUACUAAAAAGAGCUGCAAAUGCUAUAUUUGAACAUGGUGGCAUCAUAAGGAAAAUUGAAAACCUUGGUUCAAGACCGACCCCUUAUAAAAUAAGUUCUCAUGGACAAGUUCAUAAAGAAGCAAGUUACUUUGUGUAUACAUUUGAUUUUCCUCCUGCAAAGUUGAGUGUCCUGAAUGAAGUCUUGGCACGAGAUGUAGAUGUAAUACGCAAACGUAUAUUCAGGGUUACACCUGAAGAACCAGUGGAUUGCAUGUUAGAAGAAGAAAUCAAGCCUGCACCGUAUAGAAAAGAGGUUCAAGAUAUGAUUGAAGAAGGACGAAGAAAGGCGGCUCAGAAAAAGAAAUUUUCAUAUGGUAAUAACUUAAAAAUAUAUCCAUUCCAAAAAUAGUUGCAACCAAUAUUGUUUAUGUAAAUAGGUAUGUUUAUAGUAAAAUAAAUAAUUUAUAACAUA